This is a messenger RNA of Manis javanica (Malayan pangolin), 1664 nucleotides long. It is a transcript of the gene BBOX1, whose product is annotated as gamma-butyrobetaine hydroxylase 1. Gene Ontology annotation, biological process: carnitine biosynthetic process. The record is from RefSeq and is a predicted model, not a curated record. Gene Ontology annotation, molecular function: gamma-butyrobetaine dioxygenase activity; iron ion binding. NCBI's taxonomy places the organism in Eukaryota, Metazoa, Chordata, Mammalia, Pholidota, Manidae. Gene Ontology annotation, cellular component: mitochondrion.
GCCAGAGUCCACUGGAAUUGUUCAUACUCCUAAUGGUCUUGUUCAGACACUAUCUGGCUGAGAUUCCUUUUGACACUGAUCUGUCUUAGCAGGUGGCUGACCAGAUUUACCUGCAGAGACCAGAAACAUGCAUUGUGCCAUCCAAAAAGCAGAAGUGCUGGAUGGCGCUCAUUUGAUGCAAAUCCUCUGGCAUGAUGGUGCAGAGUCUCUCUACCCAGCCGUAUGGCUGAGAGACAACUGCCAGUGCCCCGAGUGCUACCUGGAUUCUGCAAAAGCACGGAAACUUCUUGUCGAAGCUCUUGAUGUGAACAUUCGUAUUAAAGGCAUGACGUUUGACAGAAAAAAGGUUCACAUCAUGUGGCCAAAUGAACAUUACAGUGAAUUUGAAGCUGAUUGGCUGAAGAAAAGAUGCUUUUCACAGCAGGCCAGAGAAAAACUCCAGAGAGAAUUGUUUUUGCCAGAAUGCCAGUACUGGGGCUCAGAGCUCCAGCUACCUACUCUGGAUUUUGAAAACGUUUUAAAAAAUGAUGAGCAUGCAUACAAGUGGCUCUGCAGCCUCAAGAAAGUAGGCAUAGUGCGACUCACAGGAGCAUCUGACAAACGAGGAGAAGUUCUCAAACUUGGGAAAAGGAUUGGUUUUCUUUAUCUCACGUUUUAUGGACAUACUUGGCAAGUGCAAGACAAAAUUGAUGCAAACAAUGUGGCUUACACAACUGGGAAGCUGAGCUUUCACACGGAUUACCCAGCCCUCCAUCAUCCACCUGGGGUUCAGCUUCUGCAUUGCAUAAAACAAACAGUCACUGGCGGUGAUUCAGAAAUUGUAGAUGGGUUUAAUGUAUGCCGAAAACUCAAAGAAAAAAAUCCUCAGGCAUUUCAGAUUUUGUCCUCGACCUUUGUGGACUUUACAGACAUUGGAGUGGAUUACUGUGAUUUCUCUGUACAAUCCAAACACAAAAUUAUAGAAUUAGAUGAUAAAGGCCAAGUGGUUCGCAUCAACUUCAAUAAUGCAACUAGAGACACAAUAUUUGAUGUACCUGUUGAAAGAAUUCAGCCUUUUUAUGCUGCUCUGAAGGAGUUUGUUGACCUCAUGAACUGUAAAGAAUCCAAGUUCACUUUCAAGAUGGAUCCAGGUGAUGUGAUUACUUUUGAUAACUGGCGCUUACUGCAUGGCCGGCGCAGCUAUGAAGCAGGCACUGAGAUUUCCCGCCAUCUAGAGGGAGCAUAUGCUGACUGGGAUGUGGUAAUGUCGAGGCUUCGGAUCUUAAGGCAGAGUGUCCAGAAUAGAAACUGAGUCUCCUGUCUGUCAUUUCAGGAAGAUUUCAAUGAUCGUAUUUUGUAAGAUAUGGCAAUGUUAUUUCUCUUUAGAGACCAUGAUCUCUGUCAUUUGCAUAAUUGAUUUCUUUACCACUGAACAUGUCAUCUUUCUCACAAAUUUUCUUUGUAAUCAUACACAAUGCCAACUUAGAUGUUGUAGCAGUGUUCUCCUCUUUCCACAUAAAGCAUUCCUUCUGUUCUAUUGCAUGUAUGAUCUAAUUUCUUUUGCCCAUAUGUGAGAAUCUUCAGAAUGCCUAUAGUUUCAUAGCAAAUAAAACUUUUCUUCAAAAUAAAGCCUUUUUUAACAUACAACUUGUGUUUCAAAUAAACUUAUCUCAAAUAAAAUGUUU